Cyprinus carpio (common carp) is the source of this 2048-nucleotide messenger RNA. RefSeq names its product phosphopantothenate--cysteine ligase-like. Gene Ontology annotation, cellular component: cytoplasm; nucleus. Lineage: Eukaryota; Metazoa; Chordata; Actinopteri; Cypriniformes; Cyprinidae. Gene Ontology annotation, molecular function: phosphopantothenate--cysteine ligase activity. The record is from RefSeq and is a predicted model, not a curated record. Gene Ontology annotation, biological process: coenzyme A biosynthetic process.
CUGAAAGAGCCAAUCAAAACACCCGAAGCUGCGCACGCGCACAUUAACCAUAAUAAUUUGCGGGAACUGCUCCUACUGAUCUGUCACACGCUAAAACCGAGUUUAUCAGGGUCAACCGCUGGUGAAUUAUAUUCUUUAGCGUUUUAUUUGUUUGCAAUGGCCCACUCUGAGCCCUCAGCCUCAAAGGCAGUGGAUGGAGGACUGUCUGAAGAGUUCGCGGUCCCUACUCAUGCGGAGGAUGUCAGGAAACUCAUGGCAGAGUUUGCCGAACAUCACGGAUCGGCCGGGCGCAGAGUAGUCCUCAUCACCUCGGGAGGAACUAAGGUUCCUCUGGAAUCCCGAACAGUGCGGUUCCUGGACAACUUCAGCAGUGGUCGGCGAGGGGCCUCCUCUGCCGAGUAUUUUCUGGACUCAGGCUAUGCAGUAAUCUUUCUGCACAGGCAUCGUUCUCUCUACCCAUACACUCGUUUGUACGCAGGGGUCAAUUUACUGGAUAGCUUACAAUCAGAGAGUGUAAAGGAGGACGCUGGUCAGAUCCUGGUGGAUCAGAACGCUCUUCCAAACAUCGCAAAGGUUUUAAAGCGCUAUCAGGCGGUGAAAGCGGCAGGACUUCUGCUGCCAGUGGAAUUCAACACCUUGUCGGAGUACCUCCAUCUACUCAAGGCUGCAGCUCAGGCAUUAAGCUCCAUAGGGUCCAAAGCUAUGUUUUAUUUGGCUGCCGCUGUUUCUGAUUUCUACAUCCCAGCAUAUGAAAUGCCAGAACACAAAAUCCAGUCCUCCAAUGGGCCACUUCAGAUAAGUAUGAAGAUGGUUCCUAAAAUGCUGUCCCCACUGGUGAAGGACUGGGCACCUAAGGCAUUCGUCAUCUCUUUCAAGCUGGAAACGGACCCCUCCAUCCUUCUGGAGCGAGCACGGCGUGCCUUAGAAACAUACAACCACCAGGCAGUGGUUGCAAAUGUUCUCGACACACGCCGUGGUUAUGUGGUUGUUGUCACCAAGGACACGCAACAAGAGCUGGUCCUCACAGAUGAGGAAGUGCAAGAAGAGGUAGAGAUUGAGGACAGGAUUGUCAGUAAUCUGACUGCAGCACACAGUCAAUUUAUGUCUCAAGUAUGAAAACUGUGCUGUGAUUUUGUAGCAUGUACUGUAGGCUCAAGGCAGAUCUGGGAUCAGUUUUUGUUGUAUUUUAAUAAUUCUGGUUCAGAUGUGAAUAGAGAAACUGUUCCUGGAAAGUUGACUGCUGUUUGUGUCGUUCCAAAUGGCAUCUGCAAGUUCAUCUGAUGUAAAAUUAGUGUUUAUUAGAGAUCUAAUAAUUUCCUUUAUAUUAAUUUCCUCUGUACAAAAAGAUCUUAUUUCAUCUGCUUUCUUUGGAUUUUAAUCAGUUUAAUAACACUAAAAUAUGCUUCAGUAAUUAAUUAUUAUCCUGUUCCCUUUGCUUAGUAUUUUUUUAAACUUUAAAUCCAUCUGCAAGAAAUCACACGCUUUAACAGCUUAUGUUAAUUAAAUUUUAAAUAAUAUCAUAUAAUGUAUGUGUAAUGUAUAAAAAUUAAACUUUCUGCAAUAUGCAUUAAACGUGUUAAUACUUUUGAGGUUUAAAACAUUUUUAAUAUGCUAACAGUUUUGAAAUUCACAUAUCAUACCGAAAAGAACAAAAAAAAUUGCAUUUUACUGUGAUCAGUACUUGAUUUUAUUUUAUUUGCUGUUUGAGCAGUUGCACAAAACAUGUCAAAUCCAUCUGUUGAUAUCUUUCAUAGUGAGUAUAAACAUUGCAGAAAAGUCCAUAUUAAUAUCUCAUUCAAGUUUGCAUGAGUAUCAUCUGUAGAUUUAUGACUUGAGUUUGAUGCUCCUCUUGACUCCAGCACGAAUACCACACCAUUCUCCACUGUAUCUUGUCUCCUCAUGCCGCACCUCAUGAACCUGACACAAAUAAUCUGCAGUCAUUGUCCGUUUUGAGUGUCCUUACAUUUCACAAACAAAAGUGAAUUAUAGAAAUGAAUCCUAUGACACUUACCUGACCCUUCUGACGAAUCUGGGCACGUCUGUACUUC